AUGAGUAGUUGGCUCAGCAAACUUGGUUUCGGUUCCCGAUCCGAAUCCGAAUUAAACUCACCUACUUCUUCUUCAUCUGCAAUUCCUCAAGGACCCGACGACGACACACCCGACCCGGGUCACCAAUUCGCCCAAUUCGGGGCGGGUUGUUUUUGGGGCGUUGAAUUGGGGUAUCAGAGAGUGGCAGGUGUUACAAAGACUGAAGUUGGGUACUCACAGGGUUAUGUGGAUAAUCCUAGAUAUGAAGAUGUGUGUUCUGGUACUAGUAAUCAUAGUGAGAUUGUUAGGGUUCAGUAUGAUCCUAAAGAAUGUGAUUAUGAUACUUUGCUUGAUGUCUUUUGGGCUCGUCAUGAUCCUACCACCCUUAAUCGUCAGUUCUCUUGCUCCAAGGAGGGAACAGUAGCAGACUACAGUAAGCGGGAUUCAGCUGUUGAUCAGUGA
Molecule: messenger RNA, 441 nt
Organism: Lycium ferocissimum
Lineage: Eukaryota; Viridiplantae; Streptophyta; Magnoliopsida; Solanales; Solanaceae
Product: peptide methionine sulfoxide reductase-like
Exons: 3
Coding region: 1-441 (146 amino acids)
Biological process (GO): cellular response to oxidative stress
Cellular component (GO): cytoplasm
Molecular function (GO): peptide-methionine (S)-S-oxide reductase activity
Source: RefSeq, a predicted model, not a curated record